ACUUAGUUGCAUUUUUGGAGAGGUAUUGUUGUUGCUUGAAGCAGAAGCUGGUUUGACAGAAAAGUUUUACACUUUUCCCUCAUCAGAAGAAAAGAAAAGAACAUAAUUUUUCUCAACAGUUUAUUCUUUCUUGCCAUCAAUUUCCAAGAAAAGGAUCAUCUGAAACUUCAUCACUGCACCAUCCAUUGAUUACCGCAUCAUCUCAAUUCUUAUUUACAUAUGAAAAACUAUAAGCCAUCUAAACAUGGAUCACAAAGAACAGAAACAUGAAUUCCACCAACCUAUUGGCCUUUGCUAUAAGCUCUACAACUUCAUGAAAUUCUUACCAACACAUCUCCUGAAGCUGCUGACUUCCAGCUGGAUUACGCCUCCCUGUGGAGCUGAUGCUUCUGGAUUGAAUGCUACAAGGACUGAUGCCAGCUCUAAGCCUAAUAAUGCCCAAGUUGUGCCGUCCAUAGCUCAAGAAAACCCUCCACGAGAAGGUGAAGAUAUGGAAUCCAAAACCUACACUGAUGUCCCCAUAACCACUUCCAGCACUGAAGAAGAUGCUCUUCAAGUACUUGAAGACACUGAUAUUGAUGCCAAGAUUCAAGUUCAACCAGAGGAAGCACCACCCGAUAAAGCUCCAAAGAAAAUGGUUAGCAUAAAUGAGAACGUAGAGACAAUAAAAACAAGCAAGAAGAGAAACAAAAAGCAGAAGCGGCAGGAAGCAGAAGCAGAACAGCAAAUGCCUUUGAAAUCAAUUUUAAAGGUGCCUUCUGAUGCUAGUAAUUCUCAAGAACCACAAAGGCUUCUUAGUCGUGCCAAUGGUGCAUGAACUACAAAGUAUUGUUUUUAUACAUAUAUAGUCAACACCGUCUUCCUUUUUAUCGAUGUAAAUAAUGGAUAUUAAUUUGUUCAACGAUUAGAUCUCUUGAAAUUAUAUAAUAAAUUUUGAGAUCGAAUCUAUUCGUACAAGGUU
Messenger RNA from Pistacia vera, 961 nucleotides. RefSeq lists its product as uncharacterized. NCBI's taxonomy places the organism in Eukaryota, Viridiplantae, Streptophyta, Magnoliopsida, Sapindales, Anacardiaceae. The coding region runs from base 245 to 817 and encodes 190 amino acids. The record is from RefSeq and is a predicted model, not a curated record. The transcript is spliced from 2 exons.